Messenger RNA from Clunio marinus, 261 nucleotides. The record is from the annotation of a GenBank genome assembly. NCBI's taxonomy places the organism in Eukaryota, Metazoa, Arthropoda, Insecta, Diptera, Chironomidae.
AUGUAUAAAAAUAAACACAAGAAAACAUCACCAAACACUUAUCACAUUAUUAAAGAAUCCAAUUCUCAUAAAAAUGAAAAUGAGGGAAUGUGGAAAGACCAGACAAACAAGAGCGUGAUGUUUUCAACCAAUACAAAAUCUAGUGGAAGAAGGUUUAAACUCAUCAUCGUCGUUAAUAAGCAUGAAAAGAGUCCCCAGCAUCAUCUUCUACCUUUACAGCAUUCAAAACGAUCUUACGGGGAACGAGAACUGUCAGCAUGA